Messenger RNA from Centropristis striata (black sea bass), 2734 nucleotides. It is a transcript of the gene tmem165, whose product is annotated as transmembrane protein 165. The coding region runs from base 234 to 1151 and encodes 305 amino acids. Gene Ontology annotation, cellular component: Golgi apparatus. The record is from RefSeq and is a predicted model, not a curated record. NCBI's taxonomy places the organism in Eukaryota, Metazoa, Chordata, Actinopteri, Perciformes, Serranidae. The transcript is spliced from 6 exons. Gene Ontology annotation, molecular function: manganese ion transmembrane transporter activity; calcium ion transmembrane transporter activity. Gene Ontology annotation, biological process: manganese ion transmembrane transport; Golgi calcium ion transport; calcium ion transmembrane transport.
GCCAAUAAACACCAAAGCAGAAGAAGAAGCAUCGAGGUUUUAACUUCCGCCCUGAGUUGCCUCGGUGGUCGGUGUGAUCGUGACGUGUAUUACCGAGGAGUUCCUCAAAUUGUACAGCUAACAGUUAUGUGCCUACAAUGAAGUUAGACUGUUUAGUUACCUUUGAUAUUAAAUGAUUCACGGAGGACAAAUUAAAGCGCAAACUGUGUCUGGUAGGUAUUUUGGGAGCCAUAAUGCCUCUCCUGGUCGGCGGAGAGGACCGACGGGCUGAUAGAAAUGUGAUGCGCGUCUUGUUUCUGCUCGCCACCGUGUUGUUGUUGUCGGUCGGAGUUGCUGCUGUUCCAGAGGAAAACAAACCUGUCCAAGAGCAACCCCCUCAAGAGAAAGCCGCUAGUCCCCAUCCAAUAGGCCCAGUAAUUUCUGAAGAUGACUCCAGCAAAGGAAACCUGGGUUUCAUCCAUGCCUUUGUGGCCUCUAUCUCUGUCAUCAUCGUCUCUGAGUUGGGAGAUAAGACUUUUUUCAUUGCAGCCAUCAUGGCCAUGCGUUACAACCGUCUCACCGUGCUGGCAGGUGCCAUGCUGGCUCUGGGACUCAUGACCUGUCUGUCUGUGCUGUUUGGCUAUGCCACCACCAUCAUCCCUAGAAUCUACACUUACUAUGUGUCCACCGCCCUGUUUGCCAUCUUUGGUGUGCGCAUGCUGAGAGAGGGGCUGAGAAUGAGUCCAGAUGAAGGCCAGGAGGAGCUGGAGGAGGUGCAGGCAGAGAUUAAGAAGAAGGAUGAAGAGCUUCAGCGGUCCAAGCUGGUUAAUGGGGCUCCAGAUGUGGAGGCUGGAUCAGGGACCGCCAUGCCUCAGGGAAAAUGGCACAGCUUCAUCUCACCCAUCUUCAUCCAGGCCCUCACCCUCACCUUCCUGGCAGAGUGGGGGGACCGCUCACAGCUGACCACUAUUAUUCUAGCUGCCCGGGAGGAUCCAUUUGGAGUUGCAGUGGGUGGAACACUUGGACACUGCAUGUGCACAGGACUGGCUGUGGUAGGAGGAAGAAUGAUUGCACAGAAAAUAUCGGUCAGAACAGUUACAAUCAUUGGAGGGAUAGUUUUCCUGGCGUUCGCCUUCUCUGCCCUGUUCAUCAAGCCAGAUGCUGGAUUGUAAUUGGAUGAAAGACUUUCAGGUUUUCUCUGUACAUACAUGUAAAAUUUGGUAAUGUUGCUGUAGAGAGACUGUAGUUUUGACUCUGUAUGUGUCCAACAGUGUGACAGGCAAAUAGAGAGCCAAAGUCCCGUCCUCCCCUCCUAGCUCUCCUCUGCUCCACUACACGCUGUAACUCAUUGAGGUUGAACACUUCAACAUUUUCUUGUGGUCAGUGUUUUUAUUUUUAUCUAGUACAGUCAGUUGCACACUUCACACAAAGCAGUAGAAACUUUCAGAAAUUCUGAAGAUGUUAAAGCCUCAAUGAGAAGAAAACUAAGUUACAGAGGUUAGCUAGGAGCAGGGAGCAGGACUGUCGCUCUCCAUAUGAGCUGUGUCUCAUCUCAAUGUGUGAGAGAAAGAGGACUGGAUUGUUACUGACUGCUGCCCUCCGACCCUUCUCUAAAAGACUCAGAGCCUGACAUGCAGUACUUCCCUCACACUCAGCCAUCAGUUAAACGCUGAGUCCAUUUGAAAAUCUUUGCCUUUUUGUUUUUCAUUUUGUUUUGUUUUUGUUUUUAAAUGUUUUCUUGUUAAUUUGACAUGAGCCCAGGUGCUGUCAGAUGAGUUACUGUGAACCGAGUGGCCAGUUUCCUCUCACAGGAGUUGGCUGGUGUUGCUUGGUUUAUUCCAUCUUCCUCUCUGGGCGCCAUUUUCUGCCACAAUGCGUUAAGAUGACACAAUAAGCGGGCCUACUUUACAUAAGAUUUUAUUUACCCAGUGUGAGGAAGAACGCUGAAAACAGCAUAUAACUAAGAAACCGUUUUAAGUUGAGGUUUUAUUUCAGGCAGAAACAUCUUUAAAUAUUUCCACUUAGUUAUUCUGUUUCAGUCAUCUUUAUAAGAGACAGAGACCUGAACCACUAGAAUACCUCUACCUACAGUAUGUUGGACUAUCUGUAUAGAUACAGUACCCAGAGAGCUACAAUACAGCUUUAAAUAGAUUAUGUGAUCCUCUUCAGAAUGCUAAUCGCGUAUUGGAGACAUCGAUUAGGGUACUAAAUAUUUCCUGCUUCCAGUUUCUGACGGUGAACAAAACAUGGAUCAAGAAAGGCCAGUACUCACCUAUACUCUUUCUCAGUGAUUAAAGCCAUCAUGUAUGAACCUCGCUGUCUAUUGUUGCAGCCCUGAAUCACAAAAUGAUUACACCAGGCACAGGUUAAAACGACAGUCGCUACUGUGGAAUUUCUCCGACUAAAUCUUCCAGUAUAAGUCACUCCUUUUGUCCCAAGCAGCUGUGUUGUAGUGACGGCUACACCUGAACCAGGCAAUGUAAAUCAAGUCUAUGUUUCACCUGUCUAUUUAAAACACUAUUUAUUUAGCUUCGGAUUCUUUCCUUUUUAAGCACUUGUACUGUCAAAACAGGGAGUGGGAGAGGUCGCCACAAACAAGGAACGGAAAUAUUUUUUUAAAGUGAACAUGCUAAAGCUGCAUUGUCAAUAUUUGACAGGCUGUGCCCAGCUAUGAAAUAACUUCUGUUUGUGAUACAAGUUGAUGGAAAUGCCUAUGAUUCUAAAAUGCUCAAUAAAAAUGUCUCGUGUUGUCUGA